AACGAAAUCAGUGCUGACUCGCAGUCGACGAGAGAAUCGUAAUCAGAGCCCCUGGAGGCGAGAACGCACGAGGGUUUCCCAAGUGCCACGCGUGUUCAAUUAAUUUUUUCCCUCCUAACGGGAGUUGCGUUAAUUGUGUGAAUUGAAGAAAGGUCCCGUCGUUACGUUCGAUAAAAACAAAUAAUCAUGCUCACGUCCGUGGCAAGGCAAGUUGCUCGUCGUUCUUUCUCCACCUCAAAAUUGGCAGCUGCACAGCAGAUGACUGUUCGAGAUGCUCUCAAUUCUGCACUUGACGAGGAAAUGGAGAGAGACGAGAAAGUUUUCCUUAUGGGUGAAGAGGUUGCCCUCUAUGACGGAGCUUACAAAGUCUCCAGGGGUCUCUGGAAAAAGUACGGUGAAAAAAGGGUCAUCGACACACCUAUCACCGAAUCAGGAUUCACUGGAAUGGCUGUAGGAGCAGCGAUGGCUGGUCUACGUCCGGUGUGCGAAUUCAUGACGUACAAUUUUUCAAUGCAAGCUAUUGAUCAGAUAAUCAAUUCAGCGGCAAAAACAUUUUACAUGUCAGCUGGAAGAGUCAAUGUACCGAUAGUGUUUCGUGGACCGAACGGAGCAGCAGCAGGAGUGGGUGCUCAACAUUCGCAGUGUUUUGGAGCUUGGUACAGUCACUGUCCAGGAUUGAAAGUUGUCUCCCCUUAUACCAGCGAAGAUGCUAAGGGUCUUUUGAAAGCAGCCAUACGUGAUCCUGACCCGGUGGUAGUAUUGGAAAAUGAACUGCUCUACGGUGUCCAAUAUCCAGUCUCGGACGAAGUAUUGUCAAAGGAUUUCGUCUUACCGAUUGGCAAAGCAAAAAUCGAACGCGCUGGCAAACACGUUACUCUCAUCUCACAUUCCAAGGGAGUGGAACAGGCGCUCGAAGCUGCCAAUGAAUUAGCCGGCAAAGGCAUCGAGGCUGAAGUCAUUAAUCUUCGUUCACUCAGGCCUCUUGAUACCGAAACAAUUUUAAAAUCAGUCGUCAAAACUCAUCAUGUUAUUACCGUCGAACAGGGCUGGCCCCAGUCCGGUAUUGGUGCUGAAAUUUGUGCCAGAAUCAUGGAAAGCGAAGCCUUUUUCCACCUUGAUGCGCCGGUGAUUCGUGUGACUGGUGUUGAUACACCAAUGCCGUAUACUAAAAGCUUAGAGGCAAUCGCUUUGCCACGAAAGGAAGAUAUCGUAAUGACCGUGAAUAAAAUAUUGGGUGUAUCGCAGUAGCCAAAUUGAAUAAUAAUAAUAAUAAUUUUAAAAUCUGUACAUCCAUUGAUACCCUUAAUGGAUCGUGUAUGACGUCGGAUCAUCAAAAUCUCUGUUGGUGCUGCUUUUAUCCCGAUAGCGUCGAUUAUUCGUUGGCACUCGAAUGAAAAAUAGUUUGAAAACAAAGAAAAAUCGAAAAAUCCCUCUACAACAAUUGUUAUCGGACGACAAUCGUGAUCAGUACGAACGAUUCAUUUUCUGUUAACGUUUAAUUCGAAAAUCGUCAUCCAUGUCGAAUUAUUGCCAGUUAAUUUUAAAGACAAUCCGUCAACUGAGUCUUGAUAUAAAAAAAAGCGAGUACACUCAAAGAUUAUGUCGAAAAAUCGAACUGUUGGUUGAUUUGGCGAAAAUCAUAGAUUGGGAUAGAUCGAUGUAUCAUAUACAUCGGUAUUAGAAGGGCUAGAAAAUUACAAAUACAAAAAAAAACUCGAACUGGAAUGCGGCUGUAAAAACAUAAGUAAAAAAAAAACUCAAGUCAUUGAACAUCGACACGCCGAGGCCGCCACGCUUAAAAUCUUUUGCUCUUAUUAGCGAAACGUAUGAAAAAUCCAAUGAAUACUGUGUGUACAUUUUUGCACGAUAUAGAGCUCGAAAGAAAAUACAAAAUAAACACAAAUCUCGAUCGGUCUAGCGUGUUGAUGUAAUAGUCGUAGUUAAGUAAAUAUUAUGUCGAUAUCGGGCAAGGAAACACGUACGGAACGUCGGUAUAAACUCUCCUUCCUCGCUGUCAGCGUUAUUUAUUACAGAGAACAUACGAGAUUGAGAAAAACAAAAACGAACGAUUUAUCGAGUUAUUACCAGCAAAAAACAAAUAACAAAGAAAUCAAAGAAAAAAACUGAAAAAAAAACAACAAAAUAUGAAAAUAAAUUGUAAUAUAUGAUCAUU
This is a messenger RNA of Venturia canescens, 2173 nucleotides long. It is a transcript of the gene Pdhb, whose product is annotated as Pyruvate dehydrogenase E1 beta subunit. Bases 187 to 1248 code for a protein of 353 amino acids. Gene Ontology annotation, molecular function: pyruvate dehydrogenase (acetyl-transferring) activity. Gene Ontology annotation, biological process: pyruvate decarboxylation to acetyl-CoA. Lineage: Eukaryota; Metazoa; Arthropoda; Insecta; Hymenoptera; Ichneumonidae. The transcript is spliced from 5 exons. The record is from RefSeq and is a predicted model, not a curated record.